Messenger RNA from Eufriesea mexicana, 3261 nucleotides. RefSeq lists its product as uncharacterized. The transcript has 8 exons. Bases 1372 to 3099 code for a protein of 575 amino acids. Lineage: Eukaryota; Metazoa; Arthropoda; Insecta; Hymenoptera; Apidae. The record is from RefSeq and is a predicted model, not a curated record.
CUUCCGUGUAUUCCGGGGGUGGUUUUGGUGCGCGCGCGCACCGGGGUUGCGCCGUGGUUUCAUCUCAGUUUCGCAGCCUCCCUUCCGCGGUCCGCAUCAACUCUGUCGUCGCUGGCACAGAGGUGUGUCGUUUUAUCCGCGUUUUCCUCGUUGUAUCUCGUCCUCGAUACGCUCGCCUCUUCGACAUCUGUAAGCCGGUCAUCGUACGCAUCCGGACGUCUCGUCGGGGUUAGAAGCUGCCGCGAGUCGAUCGGUCGAAUUCGUAUCGAGACGGUGUCGAAAGUUACGAAAGAUCGCGAGACGAGUGAAAAUUCUCUUUGGCCCGUAACUUUCGCGUUCACCGUACCACCGGAGUAUGUUACCGUGCGAUAGAUGAUCCAGCGACGACUGGCAGGACAAUGGUGCGCGAUGCGGAGGUCCCGACGCGUGUAACUUGAAGAAGGCGGUUCUCCCGAGAGGAAAGCAGCGAGAAUGAGCGACACUCGGUCGGCCGCUAACAAAUACCAGCAGAAUCGUCUUCUACGCCGGUGAAAUUGAACCGAGGAAGCUCGUCCUGUGGCUACAACACACGGAGAGGGGUCGUCGCUACCGUAGACCAGGACCAACGAGUCUCUCAUCCCCCAGCGACGUGGAUUUCUUCGUUUGGCCGGGCUUAAUCCACUGGUGAAACCCGGUCAGGGGUGAGAAAUCACCGACGGAGGCCGGUCACGAGUUAUGAGGGAUUCGUUCGUUUGUACUGGAAACUAGUCACGAUAAUAAUCAUUCCCGUCGUUUCCUCGGCGAACAGGUAUCCAUCGGAUACACGCGGUGGUGGAUAGAGAUCGGACGUUUGUCGUAGGAGAUUCGGAUUGUUCGUUCGCUUACACGGACGCGAAUGAUCGUUCGUUAAUUGGUCGGUAGGAUGUCGGUGAAUCCGAUUAACUGGUCGUCUUUAAGGAGAUCGGGGUCGAAUUAGGUUGUCGGUUGGAGGCAAUUCCGUUCGGCUCGCGUAUUUCGGUUUCGCCUGUUAGACGAUAGGAGAGAUGCGAAGCGCAGAGAUUCGGAUUCGCGUGGUAGCAAGGAACUCGAUUUCAGGUCCGUCGACUCGGUCCGAGAUCGUUUGCAUCGGGAAUUCGGAGAGGUUGUCGCGCGGCAAACCGGUCUAAUAGACGCAGCUCGAGUCUAGAUCGAACAGUAAUCGUAAAUUGGACUCGUUGGAUCGUGUCCAUCGGGCGAAGAAAGACCGUCUCGACCGAUCGAUCGAAUCGAUGACCCACGGUGCCAGUGCUGUCCGAUAAGCCCGGAGUAAUAACGGCGUUGCGGUUAUUCGAGUCGUGAAUUUUCGACAGAGGUGAUAUGCGAGCAUAGGGCGAGACAUCGAACGGUAGAACAAUGGCGAGCGAGCUGAACGCGACGACAAAGGUCGAGAACUCGACCGGCACGAUGAAUCUCGUAUCUACGAUAUCGUCGUCGCCACCUAGCGCGGUCGCAGCCGCGAUUAGCGCUAGCACAGCAAUUCCGACUAAUCCGUCCACGACAGUAACGGGUGGAGCUGCGGUCGCCAGUACCGCUAAACCCGACCAUCACGUCUACAACGCGACCGGCUACCUCGUGGAACACGACGAGCUCGAUCACAGUAUACUCGCUGGUUUCUCAGAUAUACAGACAGUUUUUCUAGCGUGUAUCUCGACGUUGCUGCCGUUGAUCGUCGCGCUGGGAAUCGCCUUCGGCGUCAGGCAUGUGUGGAGGAAAUAUCGAAACAGACGAGAUAGCUCAAGUGGAUUGCCCUGGUACAGGAGUGUCUACUCUCGAGACAAUACCGCCGAAUCCUUGCAUCAUCGACCCCACUCGGCAAGCACGACCAUUCAGUCUGCCACGCGGAUUCUCUCUGCCCAGGACCUGGUGAACGGCCUCGACAGACCCAGGUACAUCUGCGAGACCGAGGUCAUGGAGGAGGUGAACGUGGCCAGCGCCACCUCCGUGGAAUACACCUCUCCGGAGAAUCACGCGAAUAAGAACGCCAAUGGGACCAUCAUCACGCUCACCCUCAAGAACAACCAUCUUAUCGUGGAGACGGAGGAGCGAGCAGUGACGAUGGGGGACAAUAAAAAUCGCAGGUACCAAGAUAACGGGUGCUCGUUCGUGGUGGAGGUGCAACCGAGUUAUCAGAACGAGGACAGCCAGGCCAACAAAGGAUCCACCGACGACGUGACUGCCGGGGUUACCGAUCAGCAAGCGCUGGUUCACAGAGAAGAAAUUCCGGAAGAUCGAGCACCGGGUUUCGAGAACACGAGAUUAUUUGGAAGCACGAACACGGGAUUGUCGCAGUCGGAUCUCUCGAUCUCUAGCCAGGGCUCGGUUAAUCCCAGCUAUCGUUAUGGAAAUCAAGUGGAGUACGAUGCGGGCCAUCUGGGUUACCCGAUGUACGGGGGUAGCUACGAGUCCGAUACGUUGUCCCGGAAGCUAGAGGGUGGUUCGAAAUGGGUGGAAUUCGACAAGUCGCCGGACACCGAGAAGGCCUUGCUGAACGUGUCCAAGACGUCGAGCGUCGAGAAGGACGCCGAGGAGAGCCCAUCGAUGACGGGGAAACAGAACAAUCUGGACGUUUCCCAGGGAUCCGGAGGAUCCAUGGACCAGCAGGAUUCCACGGACGCGAGUAUCUCGACGGACACGGUUCGCUCGAACCCGAAUCUCCAAGUGAACGGCGCCACGCCGAACAAACUGGAGAUCAUGGAGCAGAAAGCGCUGAACAACGACUUUGGCAAAUCGGAGGCUAACAAGCCCGUGAUAACCGGAGCGUUGCUGAAAGACGACGUCCAGGAGGACGCUUUUCAAGAACAGCAGCGGAAGUUGGGUAACGGGACUCUGACGCCGGAGCACAAGGAAGACAGGCCAAAGAGUCAGAAGCCCGAGUCGACUUUUGUCCCGAGUCAUAAACGCAGCGGAAGUAUUCCACCGCGACUGAUCGAGGAGACGUUGGAGCUGGAACUGGAGCCGAAGAAGUCGUUGGACAUUUACAGUCAGAUCAAAACCAGCACCAAGAGCAUACUCCCAGGCUUGAGUCCAAAGUUCGAGCUUCUUCAGAACGAAGUCAGCCCUAUCGAGGAGAAGGAGAGUUAAUAGGGAUGGUUAGCGACGUCUCUAACGCGAACCAUCUCAAAGGACGACAUCGAACGACGGAACUGAGCAUCGAAAGACGUUUCCACGUGGUCCGUGGACAAAGGGAAGACGAUUUUCUACCGAAAGAUUUCAAUGUCCACGGCGAUUUCGCCCCUCGAGUAC